AUGGCCGGAGGAGCACUGCCUACUUUGGUUCCAAACAUGCAAAAAGUAGGAUUGCGCUACGACGGAACAGCUCAGCCGAUUACAACGCCCCCCCCGUACAGUGCAUACCCAAACCAGACGAUACCGGUUCCAAGCACCGCUUAUUCUUCUCUUGCUACUCAAAACACUUUGAUGGCAACUGGAAAAAUCAAAAAAUUCAAUAUAGAUAUCGCCAACGUCCAGGAGGCAAACCAGAUUGACCCUUCAAUUUCAGUACUCAAGGCCUAUAUCACUGGUACGCAUGGUGAGGAAGAAGAGAAUAAAAAUGAAAGAGAUCAUAAUGACAAGAGCCUACAAUCGAAUCACUUGCGUGAAAAAAGGCAAAUAAAUAGGAAGGGCGAAGAGGACUCGUUAAUGAAGACUCUAGAAACAGGACAUGAGGCGCGAGGGUCAGAACAAAGCACACAGAGGUCAUCCCAGCAAAGAGAGAACAGAAACGCAAGUUGGAAGCCAUGCCUAGCAGAUGCAUAUUCACAAAAUAGCUUUGUGUAG
Protopolystoma xenopodis is the source of this 531-nucleotide messenger RNA. NCBI's taxonomy places the organism in Eukaryota, Metazoa, Platyhelminthes, Monogenea, Polystomatidea, Polystomatidae. The record is from the annotation of a GenBank genome assembly.